AUGGCGCGCCAAAUCAUGUUCUGCCCAGGACAAGGAAUUAUGCCCCAUGAAGACGGCUCUGCAUACCACCCAGUAGUUGCGACUGUGAGUUUGGGUGGUCCCAUUGUCCUUGAUCUGUAUGUAAAGGACAGCCAUGACAAAGACGAGAGCUACAUUUCCAAUGGUCCCAGUCAUGAGACACCGCAGUUCCGGAUCCUUCAGGAAAGACGAAGUCUUUUUAUUAUGAGGAACUCUAUUUACAAGGAUUUCUUGCAUGGAAUUGCGGAGACAACCAAAGAUGAUGAUCUGGGACCUCAUUCUAUCUGCAAUUGGAAUCUGUUGCGAGAACGAGAUUCGUACAAUGCCGGUUGGUAUCUCCGGGAGACGAGGACAAGUCUCACGUAUCGAGAUGUUCUGAAGGUUUCAACGGUUGGGGACACACUGAAACGUUUGGGGGUCUAA
Molecule: messenger RNA, 441 nt
Organism: Penicillium odoratum
Lineage: Eukaryota; Fungi; Ascomycota; Eurotiomycetes; Eurotiales; Aspergillaceae
Exons: 2
Coding region: 1-441 (146 amino acids)
Source: RefSeq, a predicted model, not a curated record